Messenger RNA from Diachasmimorpha longicaudata, 3446 nucleotides. RefSeq names its product ubiquitin carboxyl-terminal hydrolase 8-like. NCBI's taxonomy places the organism in Eukaryota, Metazoa, Arthropoda, Insecta, Hymenoptera, Braconidae. The coding region runs from base 199 to 3174 and encodes 991 amino acids. Gene Ontology annotation, molecular function: cysteine-type deubiquitinase activity. Gene Ontology annotation, biological process: protein deubiquitination. The record is from RefSeq and is a predicted model, not a curated record. The transcript has 9 exons.
UUAAUGCUCUAGUGAAACGUCACCGGUUGCCAAUUUUGACAAUUCAAGUUAAAUUAUUAAGUGUCUCAGUUCUGCAAAUUAAUUUCGAAAUGUCAUGUCUACAUAAUUAACGUAAAAUCCCAGAAAUACCGCACCUUCAAGCCUAUGAAUCGGGUGCUCCGCCUCGAUGUCCUUGAUUGACGUACAGUGACGUGAGUAAUGUCCACCAUGGUGAACCUACGUCAAGACAGUCCAGAGCUAGCGAAUUGGACUCAGGAGGCGAAAAAGGACAUCAGAAAGAUCGCGUCGAUGGAUUUGAUUAAGCGACUUCAUCCUAUGCUCUCCCAAGGCCUCAACGCUCACAAGGACAAGAAAAUCAGAGAGGCUUAUGUUUUGCUGACUAGAUACCUUUACAUUGUCGAUCAACUCCAGAAGAGGAAAUUGGACAUACAGCAGAAGAAAGAACUAAAUGCAACAGCACAGAUUAAUCAAGCAAGGGAACUACAAGAGGCCAUAAUUAGAACAGUAAAUGCAAGCAUUCCAUCAUCGAAUAGCAUUCCCACAAACUCCCUGUCGAAUUCCACCAACACCAGAAAUUUAAACAAGAAUGACUCAGCCGACAAACACGACGACGAUCCCCUGAACUUGCCAGAGAUUCCCGACGAUGAUCCUGUAUCUGAAAAAGUAGUCGACGAUUUCAUUUCAUGCACCGAACUAUUCCCGAUAAUUCAGACCGGAAAACGCUACCUGAUCAUAGACACAAGAUCUGUUGAUGAUUAUCAACGAUCCAGAAUCAAGUCUGACAAGUGCAUCAACAUCCCCAACUCUGAGAUAGCCUUCGGUAAAACUGCAAAGAAGUUCGAAAUUUACCUGCAGUCCACCAGCCCAAAUCAACUAAAACUGUACAGCGAACGAAGUCAGAAGUACAUCGAUAUGAUAAUUCUGAUGGACUGGGAUACGACUCGAUUGACCUUGAAAUCCACCAGCCAUGUUUCUAUAAUGAAGGAGAUACUCACUAAAUGGGACCCCUGUGUGACCCUCAGCAAGCACCUAAUCCUCCACGGUGGCUUCUCCGAGUGGUUGACCGUCUACCCAACCCUCACCACCAAUCCUCGAGUGCUGAAGCCCACUUCCAUGGAUGACAGCCUCGACGAAAUUCUAAAUGAUGUUAAAUAUCCAGACUGGGUGACCCAGGAGGGCUCGAAAUCCAUCAUAAAUUAUACAUCGAAGAAUAAUAAUAAUGACGUAUCAAAACGAGGACUGGAUAUUCCUGGGCUGCAUGCCAAAGUAAACGACUCUGUGCUCAAUAAACGACAAUCCCAUUUGAAAAAAUCCACAACGAACUACUCAUCGUACGAGGACGAGGAUGUCGACAUGGAACGCCUCUCAGGAGAAAUUGACAAACUCAGCAUGGAGAAGGAGAAAAUAUCGAGACCUGUCAUCGAUAGAAGCAGUAAACCAACAACACUGACUCCCAAUCCCCUUCUCGAACAGAUGAAUUCACUGCUCACUAAGAUUAUUAGUGAUCUCAAGGAUCAGGAAAAACUGGAGCGACAAUCAUUACAAUUGGAGUCCAAUAUUUUAGCCAUGCUCACGAAGAACAACAAUGAUAACUCUGAUGAUGUUGAUGACUUGGAAUCGAUGUAUGAACAAAAAAAUACUGUACAGCAAACGAUUUAUGCAACUGUCAAGAGUAAGGAGGGAAAGGAGGCUGAGUUAGCCAGGAUUAGCGAAAAUUUGACGUGGAAUGGUGAAAAUAAACAGCACAUGUUGUUGGACAGUACUUUGGGAAAUACGAAGAUACGCCUGCAGGGACUUGUGAGACAGAGGAGAGAUGUGCAACAGAAAAUUGACGAGGCCGAAAAGAGAAGACGAGAAGAGGCGAAUCGUAAAGGUUCCCCGAGACACGAUGAUACUCUGACGGUAUACAAAGAACCUCUGAAGACCGAGGGACCUACAAGCAAUUCAGGGUUGAAACGAUCCCUGUCUAGUCCCAAUCUAGCCAAGAUGGAAGAUAGAAAGGUGCCCAUGAUUGACAGAUCCUCAAAGCCCCAUCCUGUACGUAGAAACCUGAGAGAAGCAAAUAACAACAUAUCCGGAACCUCCUGGAAGGACUCCUUCAAACGAAUGGAUCCCGUCUACCGCGAUGGCCCUCCUGGAAUCACUGGACUCAAAAAUUUGGGAAACUCGUGCUACAUGAACAGCAUUAUUCAGUGCCUGAGUAACACAGCUUACUUAGCCAAAUAUUUUAUUGAUAAUGGAUACCAAGAUGACUUGAAUACAAAGAGUGAUAAUGAAACUCGUGGGCAAAUUGCCGAGGAGUUCGCGCAAGUGAUUAAAGCGCUGUGGAGAGGACAGUACAAGAGCAUUGCCCCCAGAGACCUGAAGGACACGAUUGGACAAUUUAGGUUUCAAUUCGACAGCUGUGAACAGCAGGAUUCACAUGAAUUUCUCACGUUCCUCCUCGAGUGGAUGCAUAAUGACCUGAGAAAAGAUGGGAAGAUGAGGAUUGAUGGGCCCCUGAGUGCUGCUGAGAAGGAGUGGGAGAAGGCACUUAAAGGACAAUACUCCAUCAUUUCUAGGCUCUUUAUGGGACAAUUGAGAUCAACAAUUUGUUGCAUAACUUGUUCUGGGAAGAGCAUCACUUAUGAAACUUUCACUAGUCUGUCGAUAUCCUUGCCAGAGGCUAAUCGCUGCAGUUUGGAUGAAUGUAUAAAGCACUUCUUGAGUGGACAAAAAAUCACAGGAUGGAACUGCCCCCACUGUAAAACAGCUCGUGAAGCAACAAAAAAAUUUGAUUUCGUUAAAUUAGCUCCAAUAAUGGUGAUUCAUUUGAAUCGAUUUGCUGGUACAGAGGUUGGAUUGGAGAAGAAAAAUACUUCUGUUGUUUUUCCCCUAAUUGAUCUCAAUCUGAAGCAGUACCUCGUCAUAGAUCCCGACUCUAACACGUUAAAUCAUCCCCACAGCUACAGUUAUAAUCUCUAUGGGCUUUCAAAUCAUUAUGGCACCAUGGGCGGGGGGCACUACACUGCCUUCUGCAAAAGUUCAUCACUCAACAAAUGGUACAAGUACGAUGAUCACUCUGUCUCGGAAAUCAGCGAGCAGAAUGUCAGAUCCCAGAAUUCUUAUGCCUAUCUGCUCUUCUACACAUCACUCCCUUACGAAUCUUACACAUACAUAGAUGAGAGCUCGUAAUUUUUUUUUCAAAAGAUUUUUAAUCUGUCUGUCGAUGUCUCGAUAACGAUUGAUCAACGAUAUGAGUCAUUGCUUUGUGAGGCACUCAAAUAUGAGAUUGUACUUGUGUGUGUACACUGUAAAUAUGUAAAUAUUCAUUUUAAGGUAUCUAUUGAAAAUUAUAGUCAGUUGUUAAACGAAAAUCAUAAUUACUGAGAAAAAUUGCCUUUCGAGAAUUAUGCAAUUUAAUAAAAUGCUUUAUAUUAAUAAAUUGACGAGUAAUAUAUCACGAA